AUGGACAUCUACGAUGAUUUGGACUUUGUAUAUUUAUCAAAUUGGGUUAUUAAAUUUUCAGAGGAAGAACAUGGUGAUUUCGAUAUUGUGCUGGAGGGAGUCAUUGGUAAAAAUAGUCUUUCGUUAAUAGAAAAAAAUUACUAUAGAACUGAUAGUGUGAUUAAAAUAUUAGAGCAUAACAUAAUUAUAUGUGAAAGAAAUGUAAAAAUUUUUUUAACAUCACAAAUUAAUGAACAAGAUAUGCUUGAUAUGGGGUUUACAAAAGAAUAUGUCUCUUGUUUUAAAUAUGGUUUUCCAACAAAUUGGAUAGAUUUAAUUGAAUUUAUUUAUGAUCGAAUAAAAAAUGAAGAUUAUUUACCACUACCAAAUGAAUUAUUAAAAGUUGCUAUAGAUAAUAUGAAAGAAUAUGAACCUUAUGAUUUUAAUGCUGUAAUAACUCUCGUUGAUUGGGAUGUAGAACUAAGUUUUUGUGGUGAAAAUGAUUUCAAUGUUAUUCUCAAGGGAACUAUCAAAGACUGUGAUAGUAAUAUUAAAAAUAUUGAAGUAUCAAUAAAUGACCGGGAAAGUAUAAAUUUAGUUUCUUGUAUUAAUAGAAAGUUAUACAAAUUAGAAUCAAAAAUAAAUUUUUAUCGAAUGAGAGAAAAUGGUUAUACAUUGGAGUUUAUUGAAUGCUUCAAAUAUGGAUUUCCUUCUAACUGGAUUGAAUUAUUUGAUGAAUUAUACAACCAAUAUAAAAUGUCUGUUAGAAAUGUUAUAAUACCACGUAAUUUAAUUAAUGAUGCUACUGAUGAGAUGGAAGAUUUUGAAUUAUUACAAAAAUCUCUUUCACAAAAGUUUCAAGAUGUAUCCAUGGAGUUAUCAGAGGAUGAGGAUAUUAAGCAUUUGCAUAUAUUAGAAACUAAAAGUGAAAAUGCAUUAGAAAAUUUUUCACCUUCUUCAUCAAAAGUAUCUACAUUUAAUCUCUUGGAUAAACAAAAUUCACAUCUAUACUCCGAAGUUAAUGUUUCUUCUGAUAAACAUGAUUCAAUACAUUCAUUACUAAAAAUACCUAUAGUAAUAUCCACGCCAAAGGUUGGUAACCAAGAGAAAUUAGUUUCAAAUAGUUUACCAUCUAUUAAUUUAUCUCCUAUAUUGUCAGUUUCAUCAAACAAAAACAUAAAACAACAAUGUGAAUCAGAAGAGGUUAUAACACCUGCUAUAUCUUUAUGUGAAAGUGGUAAUAAUAGUACACAACCUACUACUGACUUUUUUGCCUUAAGUCAUGAUCAUGAUCCUGUUUCUGAAGUUCGUAAACGAAGAGUUGGAAAGAGUGUAAAAAGAAAAAUUCAAAGUAGUCCUGAAGGAACACCAACAAAAAUUGAUACAACAAAAAAAAUCAAGAAGAAAUUCUCAAAGAAAAAACCUUUUAAAAAAAUAAGUAAAUUAUCAAUGUCAAUAGAAAAUGAAGAUGUUAUUGAUGACAUAAAUAAUACCACUAAUUUUCAGAAAUUAUUUGAUGCUUCAUUAGAUCUUGGUGACUUAGAAAAUAUUUCACGAGGAAGAUUUAGUUUUACUGAUGAUUCUGUUCUAGGAAUUUCGAUGUCAGAUGACAUCUUUAAAAAGCCUGAUAAUAGAAAUAAAAAUAUUGUUUUUUAUCUUCCUACUGGAAAGCAUGUUUCAAAAAAGAAAACGAAAAAGAAAGUUUCUGAAAAAAAGGCUUCUGAAGAUAAUCCUUUCGAUUUUGAAAAAUUAGUGUAUGAAGAAAUUGAAAAAAAUCAAGCUUUUGAAUUAGAAGAUUAUGAAGAAUUGGAGGAAACUUAA
Messenger RNA from Strongyloides ratti, 1800 nucleotides. RefSeq names its product SANT associated domain-containing protein. The record is from RefSeq and is a predicted model, not a curated record. The transcript is spliced from 3 exons. NCBI's taxonomy places the organism in Eukaryota, Metazoa, Nematoda, Chromadorea, Rhabditida, Strongyloididae. The coding region runs from base 1 to 1800 and encodes 599 amino acids.